This is a messenger RNA of Psammomys obesus (fat sand rat), 820 nucleotides long. RefSeq names its product ribosomal protein S19 binding protein 1 (gene Rps19bp1). The record is from RefSeq and is a predicted model, not a curated record. The coding region runs from base 12 to 443 and encodes 143 amino acids. Gene Ontology annotation, molecular function: enzyme binding. Gene Ontology annotation, cellular component: nucleolus. Lineage: Eukaryota; Metazoa; Chordata; Mammalia; Rodentia; Muridae. The transcript has 4 exons.
GGCUCGGCAGCAUGUCGGCGGCGUUGCUGCGGCGCGGCCUGGAGCUUCUGGCGGCGUCCGAGGCUGCUGGUGCCGCCCCCGGCCAGGCCAAGACGACGGGGGCUCCGGGACGACGGACCCGGAGGGCGAGGGCGAAAGCCUCCCAGGCCCUGAAACUACGAAACUCAGCGAAGGGAAAGGUGCCAAAGUCCGCACUAGCUGAGUACCAGAAACGACAGUGUCGAGACCACCUGAAAGCAAACCUGAAGUUUAUGACCAGCGUGAGAAGCACCAUGCCAGACUCCGUGACCCAGCAGAUUCUGCAGCAGAACCAAGGUCGCAAAGCCUGUGAUCGGCUAGUGGACAAGACGACAACGAAGAAGAAGAAGAAGAAGAAGGCUGAGGGCACUGUGUUCACUGAAGAAGACUUCCAGAAAUUCCAGAGGGAGUAUUUUGGCAGCUAGCCUUCCUGGCAGUCAUAAAAGGCAUUAACCUCUCCUGACUGCCAUGCCUUUGCUGUCCCUGCAGUGCUGUGCCAUGGGUGACCAGCAGGUAGCAGUGCAAAUCUAGCCUGGCUCAGGAAGCCCUAGAGCUGCUAUCCUAGGGACAUUGGACCAGACAGAGCUGCAAGCCCUGCAGCAGAUUCGCCCUCAAGUUGAAGCAGACUUCUGGUUUGGGCAGUCAACAGUACCCUUCCAGAAAAGAUUUCUGACCUGUUAGCUCUGACCCGGAUCCGGUCCUAAGGCUGUUUGCUGUGAAACAGGUCAGGUACUUGGCCUGCUCAGACCACACAUCCAGGGGCUGAAAAUUUGGGGUUCAAGUAAAUGUGGAUUUCAGCAGA